UGCUGAUCAUGCGAUCAUGUGACAGUGUGUUGUAGUGAAUCACGUCCUGGAAUGAAGCUAUUUUUAAUGCACCGCUGGAAACGUGUCCUCGUUAAGUGUUUAUGGAGGAGAUGUUGAUGUCCGGGGAGCGUCAUGGUGAUCAUUAAUUCACUGCUAAAACUGGUGCAGCGACAGACAUACACCUGUUUGUCUCAUCGCUAUGGACUUUACCUGUGCUUUGGAGGACUUGUUCUUAUGAUCGUGUCUGCCUUUCAGUUUGGAGAGGUCGUGGUAGAGUUGAGUCGAGGUCAGUACCAUGUGUUAUUUGAUUCCUACAGAGACAAUGUUGCAGGAAAGUCAUUUCAGACCAGGCUUUGUCUGCCGAUGCCCAUUGAUGUGGUUUACACUUGGGUAAAUGGGACAGACACAAACCUGCUGAAGGCUCUCCAUGCCAUGAGACAGCAGUUGGAAGAGGAACAGAAGGCACUGAGGGAACGUCUGGGAAAGAAUGCAUCUGAAAUGACCGAAGCUCCUAAAGGAAGGCCAGAAUGUCUGCUGUCCCACUGUAUCAUGGCUCCUGUGCUGGUGCUGGAUCCGGCCCUCCCUGCCAACAUCACCUUAAAAGAGCUGCCAACUGUUUCAGCUGCUUUCUCGUCUACCAAACAACUCCUACAAGUGGCCAAACCCCUCCAUCCUUCCACAAGCGUGUCUGUCCUUCUUUUCCACUCCCAUAGCGAAGCUGAAAAGGCCCAGACAGAUGCUGUGAAGAACUCCCUGACACACUCCAUCAGCAGAGGUUAUUUGACAACUGAUAAAGAGGCUCCUGGUUUGGUCCGCAUGCACACUCUGGCCUAUCUGAGCGGCUUCCCAGGGUCAUUAAAGGAAACCGAGCAGCUCAGGGUCAAACUGCCAGCUGUGGUGACCAGUAAAAUCAAACAGUUGCAGCUGUACUCUGAGGCCAGCAUCGCUUUGCUCCACCUGAACAGCGCUCAGGAUUUCACUGAUCUCACCCAGCAGGCCAAGAAGAACCUGACGCUGGACGGGAAAGAACUAACAGUCAGCCCAGCGUAUCUGUUCUGGGACCUGAGUGCCAUCUCACAGUCCAAGCAGGAUGAAGAUGUGUCUGCCAGUCGCUUUGAAGAUAACGAGGAAUUGCGCUAUUCACUGCGCUCUAUCGAGAGACAUGCACCCUGGGUGCGGCACGUCUUUAUUGUGACUAAUGGGCAGAUCCCAUCCUGGCUUAACCUGGAUAAUCCACGAGUUUCUGUGGUUACCCACCAGGACAUUUUUCUGAACCAGUCCCAACUUCCUACAUUCAGUUCUCCUGCCAUUGAGACCCAUAUACACCGAAUCCCAGGACUCUCACAAAAGUUUAUCUACCUCAAUGAUGAUGUCAUGUUCGGUAAGGAGGUGUGGCCCGAUGACUUCUACAGUCACUCCAAAGGUCAAAAGGUGUAUCUCACCUGGCCUGUUCCAAACUGCGCCGAUGGCUGCCCAGGCUCCUGGAUCAAAGAUGGCUACUGCGACAAGGCCUGCAAUAACUCGGCCUGUGACUGGGAUGGAGGAGACUGUCAAGGUGCUGCAGGCAGCAGUCGUUUUGGAGGAGGCAUAGGUGGCGGUUCUGUGAUUGGAGGCGGGCAACCUUGGCAGUUGGCAGGUGGCCUAGGAGGGCUGGGGGGCCUGUCCUUCUGUAACCAGGGCUGUGCUAACUCUUGGUUAGCCGAUAAGUUCUGUGACCAAGCAUGCAACGUUCUUGCCUGUGGGUUUGAUGUGGGUGACUGCGGACAAGAUAAUUUCAACCAGCUCCACCGUGUCAUCCUCCAGAAAAGCCAGACACACUACACCCUGCCUCAGGGAGAACUCCGGCCAUACUUUUGCUUCUCAGGCAUGGCCAACCGUGUGUCAGAGGCUCAGGUUGGUGAUAGCCCAGCAGUCCGUCACACUUCUGUCGCCAACAAAUGGAAGACCAUCCACCUACUGCUGCUGCCUGGACACAAUGCCACCCAGAUCCAGUACAACAUCACUUUCCAGGGCACCGACAACCAGGACUUCACCAUGAUCUUCUCUGUUGCUGUGGAUACCCGAGAAUUCCCCAAGUCUAAUGUGUCCAAACCUGUUCAGGAGAAGAAUGAGCUUGCACCUGAACCAACCGUGGUGACCCCAGAACCAGAGGUCCACUUUGAAGACGUUGCCAAAGAAAAACAGGGCCCUAGAGUUAGAGAGAAGACCCUUGGCGAGAUAGAGACUGUGCAGGUGCCUGCGUUAAACGAAUCUCUUUUGCUUGAGGAAGUGAAGGUUGAGUUACGGAAACUAAAUGAGAAGCUAAAAUUGGGUGAUAUCACCAUUAAAGGCUAUAAUUUGACCAAAGCUGUGCUGUUGGAGCCCUACAAGCACAAAGCUCAGCUUUCACUAAACAAAAAAUACCCUGCAGAGAAGCAGCACCAGAGCAAAGAACAAAACAAAGGAAAUUUAUCCAGUACACAGCAGGUAGAGAAGGCGGCAAGGGUGAAAAGAGCACAUGAAGACCCAGGAGUGGAGAAACAUGACCAAAUAAAAGUCUUGCCAUCUCUUAUUCCAGUCCAGAUUGAUGGGGUUACUCCCAAAGCUCAAUCUCGAUUGGUUGGCAUGGAGAAACUUCACUCGUCUAAGCUCCUCAACACCCUGGUGGGGAACAUGUCCAAAGAGAGAGGUCCAGAAAAUGAAGCCCACAUCCGGGGGCGGCCCAUGAGCCGUAAACUCCAGCACUACACCAGCUCAGACCGUGGCUUCCUUCCAUGGGAGAGGAGAAAGUUCUUUCAGGAUCUGUUGGAGGAAGAGGAACGUCUGGAGAGAGAGCUUCAGUAUACAGCUGAUAGUGCCGCCUAUGGCAGGAGGUUACAGGACACUUUCGCAGACUCACUCCGCUAUGUCAACAGACUCUUGAAUGCUCAGUUCGGCUUCACCUCUCGCAAAGUGCCCGCUCACAUGCCUCACAUGGUUGACAGGCUCAUCAUGCAGGAGCUGCAGGACAUUUUACCUCAGGAGUUUGAUAAGACCUCAUCUCAUCGUGUGCGUCACUCUGAGGACAUGCAGUUCGCCUUCUCUUAUUUCUACUUCCUAAUGAGUGCAGUGCAGCAUCUCAAUAUAUCGGAAGUGUUUGAUGAAAUCGACACGGAUCACUCCGGCGUGCUGUCCGACCGCGAGAUCCGCACACUGGCCACACGCAUCCAUGAACUCCCCUUAAGUCUUCAGGAUUUGACCAAUCUCGAGCAGAUGCUCAUAAACUGUUCGAAGACUCUUCCAUCCAACCUCACACAACUCCACUUUAUCAGCUCCACCCAGGAGGCCUAUUAUGACCCCAGCAUGCCGCCUGUCACAAAAGAUCUAGUCAUCAACUGCAAAUCCAUCACAGAGAGGAUACACAAAGCCUUUAGGGUCCAGAAUAAAUACAAGUUUGAAAUAAUGGGGGAGGAGGAGAUCGCAUUUAAGAUGAUACGGACCAAUGUCUCACAUGUAGUGGGACAGCUGGAUGACAUCAGGAAGAACCCGAGGAAGUUUAUCUGCUUGAAUGACAACAUUGACCACAGCCAUAAGGAUGCCAGCACUGUUAAAGCAGUACUGAGGGACUUCUAUGAGUCCAUGUUCCCACUGCCCUCUCAAUUUGAGCUGCCUAGAGAGUACAGAAACAGGUUCCUCCACAUGUCAGAGCUACAGGAGUGGCGAAUAUACAGGGACAAACUGAAGUUCUGGACCCACUGUGUGCUUGUGACAUUGGUCGUCUUCACUGUCAUGUCUUUCUUUGCUGAGCAGCUGAUCAUGUUGAAACGCCGACUUUUCCCCAGACGCAGGGUCAGUAAAGAUGUGAACCCCGAGCGGGUGUGAGCUUUACGGCCACUCCAUCUCCUCCUCACUGAACACUGUCCCUUUCACUCAAAGGGCUUGAAUCAGCAGGCGUGCAAGGAGAAUAUGACAUACUCAGAACCAGAGGCCAACUCCUCAAAUGCUUAUGUUAAUGUCCGUUAUGCAAACCGGCAUUUGUGAGACCAUUUGGAUGUGACUGGACCACAGUUCUUGGAGAAACGUCAUGGUACAUGCCUUUUGUGAGCUGCCUCCACUGGGGGGCAUUUGUGAGACUGCAGUCCACAAGGCAAGCAACUUUGGGCCUGCGAUCACAAUUCAGGUUGCGUAUUGACUGAACUGAACUCAAAGAUUUGUGUUGCACUACAUGCCAUAUGACCUUACGUGUUUGAAUUGUAUUAAUUAAAAUAGGAUUUUAAAUUCUAAGGGAAUGUGAAGGGUAAAGGUACUACCCAUCGAAGGAUUGUUCUCUCCGUUCAGUGCCUUUCUUUACCACAUGAGUGAAUUUUAAUGCACCACUGGAAUUCUUUUAUGUCUUGUGCUUUGCUUGUUUGCAUCUGUUUUAAAAGGAUAGUUCACAGACAAAGGAAAAUUCCAUCAUCAUAUACUUAUCCUCAUUUAUUUACAUAUAUAAGGAUAAUCAAUAAGGAACUUUCUCCCUCUCUCUAAUUUAAAUGCAUGUCAGUCAUAAUGACAACUUUUGCUUGGAAGUCUUAUAUAUGCUCGUCUCUUGGUGAGACAAUUAAAUACUGACUUCGUCUGAAAUUCAGAAGCCACAUCCUGUGGCCCUGUUGUGUAUUAACUCCUCAUCUAGUCUUUCAACUCUUUUUAUUUUUAUUUUUAUUUUUAUUUUUUAAUUUUUUUUAUUUAUUUUAUUUUUCUCUCUCACACACGUUGCUACUACUGACCUACCCAUGUGACAGUGUAUACGUGCCUGACUAAACAGACUUGAGUACUGAAUGAUGAUGCUGAUCUAGGAUGAAAAGUUUACUUUUAUUUAUUGGGUUAUAAAAGAUAUGAUUAAUCUCCUUUUGUUUCAUUUCAAAAGUUUUGGUUGCAGAGAUUCUGCAUCCUAAAAAUAUUUUUGUAUUCCUCUAAAUUCUACUGACAUCUGAUACAUUUUAUCAAUUGUAAAUUCAACCAGCAAGGUGGCAUGUUAUUCUUUAAUUGCUCGAGGACAAAAGCCAGUUUAAUAAUGAACUUGUACACUUGACAUAAUCUGAAUGAGAAUAUAAUGAAACGGUCAAAUCUGUUUAUUAAAAAGAGUGACUUCAAAACGUGUUUUGUCAUGAUUGCUUUGAUAUGCCUAAACAGCAGGUAAGAAUAAAAUGAACUGUGGUUAGUUGCUGAACUUGUCGUUAGACUGUCAGUGGGCAAUUCUGGGCCAGAAUAAGCUGCAACUUGCACCAAACUUUGAAACCAUGAAACUAAUAACGUGACAUGUCAAGCAAAUCUCCAUUGAUCGUUUCACCAUCAGUCUGGGGGACCCGAGG
Myxocyprinus asiaticus (Chinese sucker) is the source of this 5309-nucleotide messenger RNA. Its product is annotated as N-acetylglucosamine-1-phosphotransferase subunits alpha/beta-like. The record is from RefSeq and is a predicted model, not a curated record. Gene Ontology annotation, cellular component: Golgi apparatus. Gene Ontology annotation, molecular function: UDP-N-acetylglucosamine-lysosomal-enzyme N-acetylglucosaminephosphotransferase activity; calcium ion binding. Gene Ontology annotation, biological process: N-glycan processing to lysosome; carbohydrate phosphorylation. The transcript is spliced from 21 exons. The coding region runs from base 133 to 3840 and encodes 1235 amino acids. NCBI's taxonomy places the organism in Eukaryota, Metazoa, Chordata, Actinopteri, Cypriniformes, Catostomidae.